Messenger RNA from Oncorhynchus nerka (sockeye salmon), 1620 nucleotides. RefSeq lists its product as uncharacterized. The record is from RefSeq and is a predicted model, not a curated record. Lineage: Eukaryota; Metazoa; Chordata; Actinopteri; Salmoniformes; Salmonidae. Bases 1 to 1620 code for a protein of 539 amino acids. The transcript has 3 exons.
AUGGACUGCCACUACCACUCUGUGAGUUCCUCCAAUUUAGCACACCCCACUACACACCCUACCGCACACCCCACGACCCCUACCGCACACCCCACUACCCCCUACCGCACACCCCACUACACACCCUACCGCACAUACAACUACACACCCUACCGCACACCCCACUACACACCCUGCCGCACACCCCACUACACACCCUGCCGCACACCCUACCGCACACCCCACUACAAACCCUACCGCACACCCUACCGCACACCCCACUACACACCCUACCGCACACCCCACCACUACACCCUACCGCAUACCCCACUACCCCCUACCGCACACCCCACUACACCCUACUGCACACCCCAAUACCCCUACCGCACACCCUACCGCACAUCCCACUACACACCCUACCGCACACCCCACUACCCCCUACCCACACCCCACUACACACCCUACCGCACACCCCACGACCCCUACCGCACACCCCACUACCCCCUACCGCACACCCCACUACACACCCUACCGCACAUACAACUACACACCCUACCGCACACCCCACUACACACCUGCCGCACACCCCACUACACACCCUACCGCACACCCCACUACCCCCUACCGCACAUCCCACUACACACCCUACCGCACACCCACUACCCCCUACCGCACACCUCACUACCCCUACCGCACACACCACUACCCCUACCGCACACACCACUACCCCUACCGCACACCCCACUACCCCCUACCGCACACCCCACUACCCCUACCGCACACCCCACUACACACCCUACCGCACACCCCACUACCCCCUACCGCACACCCUCGUUACACACCCUACCGCACACCCCACUACCCCCUACCGCACACCCUACUACACACCCUACCGCACACCCCACUACCCCCUACCGCACACCCCACUACCCCUACCGCACACCCCACUACACACCCUACCGCACACCCACUACCUCCUACCGCACACACAACUACACACCCUACCGCACACCCCACUACACACCCUACCGCACACCCUACCGGACACCCUACUGGACACCCCACUACACACCCUACCGCACACCCCACCACACACCCUACUGCACACCCCACUACACACUCUACCGCACACCCCACUACACACCCUACCGCACACCUCACUACCCCUACCGCACACCCCACUACACACCCAACCGCACACCCUACUGGACACCCCACUACACACCCUACCGCACACCCCACCACACACCCUACCGCACACCCCACUACACACUCUACCGCACACCCCACUACACACCCUACCGCACACCCCACCACACACCCUACCGCACACCUCACUACCCCCUACCGCACACCCCACUGGACACCCCACUACACACCCUGCCGCACACCCUGCCGCACACCCUACCGCACACCCCACUACCCCUACCGCACACCCCACUACACACCCUACUGGACACCCCACUACACACCCUGCCGCACACCCUACCGCACACCCCACCACACACCCCACUACACACCCCACCACACACCCCACCACACACCCCACUACACAAACUACCGCACACCCUACCGCACACCCCACUACACACCCCACUACACACCCCACUACACACCCUACUGGACACAGAAAUGGAAUGA